CCACACCUCCGAGCAUCGUUACCGCAGCAGCAGCAGCAUCAGUGGUGGUGGAGUUGGUUGGUGGUGGUGGUGGUGGUGUGAUCAUGUGACGCCUGCAUUUCCGACACAACAAUACAACAACCGUGAUCGGUCUCUGCAUUCACGCUCACCUCGCUCACUCUCUCUCUCCCCCCUUUUCCCUACGCCUCCUCGCCUCGCUCUCGGUUAUGGCAGACGGCGAGAGGUCCCCGUUACUAUCGGACCUGGGAGAUGGAGCUCUCGGCAGCGGUAACGGCGGGGUGUCUCCCGGUGCAGCGCCCUACGGCGUGCCCAACAAACCACAGAGCUUCCCUCCGUUCCCCAGUCCAACUCAGCCCUCUGUGCUCCUAGGGGAGGACCCGCCGCCGUACUCCCCUCUCACCUCCCCGGAGAGCGGCAGCGCCCCUGUGAUCAGCUGCAGGGUGUGUCAGAGCCUGAUCUCUGUGGAGGGAAAGAUCCACCAGCAUGUGGUGAAGUGCGGGGUUUGCAAUGAAGCUACGCCCAUUAAGAACGCCCCAGCAGGGAAGAAGUACGUCCGCUGCCCCUGCAACUGCCUGCUCAUCUGCAAAGUCACCUCCCAGAGGAUCGCCUGUCCCCGGCCAUAUUGUAAGAGGAUAAUUAAUCUUGGUCCAGUCCAUCCUGGUCCGGCCAGUCCCGACCCCCAGCCAGCCGGAGCCCGAGUCUCCUGUGGACACUGCAGCAACACUUUCCUGUGGACAGAGUUCACAGACCGAACGCUGGCCAGGUGCCCACACUGCAGGAAAGUCUCCUCCAUCGGUCAGAGGUAUCCCCGGAGGCGAAGCUUGUGGUGUUUUCUACUCUGCUUGCUAUUCAGCAUCUCCACCGCCGGGCUGAUGGCUGGAACGUGGGCGAAGGCUCAGACCUACCAGGGGAUCUACGCCUCGUGGGCCGUGCUGCUGCUCCUGGUUCUCGUCACCCUGGCUCGGGCUUUCUACUGGGCCUGCAUGAGGGUCAGCCAGCCCCUCCAGAACUUCACAUAAAAAAAAAACAUGCCGCAACCCCAUUCCCCGCCACCCCCACCCCUCCAAAAAAAACCCACCAAGCAGGAGGAAAGAUGGCUUUAAAGAAAAAAGAAAAAAAAAACAGAAUAUUUAUUUAAAUCCAGAAAGAAAACCUUCUCCUCCUCCUCAUUCCCUUUUAGUCAAGUGUGUUUCUAAAACUGGAUGGCGGUGGCUGCGACUGCUAUAUAUCUAUCGGUAAUUAUGAUGACGCGUAUAGCCUAAUGUACUGUUUAUCUGUUCUAAUCUCGUGGCCAGUGUGGGGUUCAUUUUAACAUAACGAGUUCUCUUCUUCUCUUUCUCCCCGCGCUGUUUCUACAUUUUUGGAUUUAGUCUGUGGCACAUCUGAGACGAGGGCUUAAAGACGAAGUCUUAGACGUGAACGUUGCCCUUGUUUUUUUUCCUCUCUCUCUCCUCCUUCAAUCCUAAUUUGACAUUAGGUUUAGUGUUCGAGCAUUUAACAAAGAAUCAAAUUAUUUUGUAAAAGCGGCGAUGAAGUCAGAUGAAGCUAACAAAUCAAUGCCAGUAGCAGAUGAUUGGCUGGAGGGGCCAUCGGUCUCUCCCCCUUUUUCUUUUUUUUGUAAAUCAAAAGAUCAAGUAGGUGUUGAAAUGUGUCUGAAAAAUUGAAUUCAGCAGUACGUGAAGGUAGACUGUGAUGUUUCUGAACUCAAUGUUUAUGCUGAAUUAUCCCCUGGGACUGACUUUGAUCCAAAGCAGCUUGAAAGCCUUAAAAGGAGGUGUGAUAGAUCCAACACACACACACACACACUUACACACACAUACACAUGAAUGUGUACCGGCACACAACAAAAGGAGGGUGCUCUCUUUUUUUUAAGAGUUUCAGAAACCAGUUUGUCAAAGGCACCCCAGCCUCUGUCUUCAAAGACAGACGUUCUCUAUACUGUCCUUAUUUCAGUGAGGACGACGUAACGUCGAUGCCGCUUUGCAUUAAAGUAUGGAUAUUUAGUUCUGGUCCCGCGGGAGAGUAACAACGCCUGCGGCUUCUUUCAAACUACAGUCGACAAGUUUACUUUUUUUAAACGUUUUAUUAUUUAUUUUUUCCAUUAUGCGGAAAUUCCUGUUGACACGAAAACAAGCAGAAUGUGGCGUAAUCCUCCCAGUUUUAAGAGACGGGUUCAGCGUUAUCGCACAAAUCUUCUGCGUUAACCUCGGUUUGACCUCUACCUGACUCAUCACGACCAAAUUUUACCACGCGCCACGGACUCUGCGACCAGUCAGACAGAGAAACGAGAGAAUCCGGUCGAUUUUUCAAAAUAAAACACCCAUAAAAUGACCAAAUCUGAGUGAGUCAGGUAGUCUGAGGUGCUUUGUUGUGGCCGUGACAUGACCGAGUCGUGCCCGGUGGGAUAUCGUCUUUAUACUCAGAAAGCCCUGCGAGGGUAAAGUAGUUUUGGAAUUGCUUUCCGGUGUUGCUUGUGAAUUUUCAUUCAUACAAACUACACUACAAGUUUGAAUUUUCUGCGCUGCUUACGUUUUUUCUAGCUGAGCUUCAAGUCUGUGAACACAAACCUAAAAACGACCGGCUCUCCAGGCGUUUAUAGCUCCUGAUAACAGCCCCUCAAAUUUCAGUGCGCCAUGUCCCGUCGAGUCCAUUUAGGGACCACUCACGGUGAAAAUGUGUCACUGAAGACGGAGGCUGGUCCUGAGCUUUUUUUCUUACUGGUUGGUUCCAGAUGGAGCGUUCACCUUUUGAAAGGCCAGUGGAGUCAGAAAUGGUCAGUAACAUUAAUCCACACUACACUUUACAUUCUCACUCCGUGUAAGCCCAUAAACGACGUGUCUGUGGUUCUGAAUGUGGUGACGUUUUCUUCUGUUUAUGAAUUCUGUAUUUUUUUGUUUUGACUGUAAAUAUAUUUGUCGUUUAUGUGCAAUGGAAGCGAAUUAUGUUGCACUCGGAGCUUAACACUACUGCUGUGACGUGUGAUCGCUGCAGAACGUUUUUAUGUUUGUUUUUAAGAAAGUUAUUUUUGCAGAACUCUUCACCUGUUACAUAUUUAACGAUCUGACGAGCUACUAACCUAAUAAGCCUCCGGACACCCAGCCGUGUCCCAACUCUUAAACACAUGGACACACUCGCACCGGCGGAACAUUACGACUGAAUAACAUUCCCGAGCGAUGGCAUUUCAUAUCUCUGUCUCACACACACACACACCCAGCACCUUAUACAGUAGUGAGAAACACUGCAUACACCGAGUAAGAUGAGACGAAGUUAGACAGAACUGAGGUCGCAAACAGUUCAUGUGGUGUCAUGUUAUUUAUUAUAAACACGCUGCAAAGAAAAGGCCCCUUUAACGAAUAAGUCAUUCAUCAAGUCCUAAAAUCUUAUUUGUCCAAAAAGUUUCUGAUGGAGUGAGAUUACUUCACUUUCCUCAAGACUGGACCAAGCUUUUCUUUUUUCUUUUUCAAUCUGCCAGUUUCAAGUUAUGGUCAGUGCGUUCAUUUUUAAGACUCUGCUGGAGGAAAAAAAAAAAGAUUGUAGGACGGGAUUGGACAGACUUUAAGAUGACAUGACUUGUUUCAAUAAGACCCUUUUAUUGCAGUGGAGUGAUCAUGUUUUAUCCAUGACUGCAAAAGAAAUCAAUCAUGUUAAUGCCAAUAAUCAAGAUCUGGCUGAUGCUCUUUUAAGAGUUUGUUUACACACAAAUAAAGACAUGAUGAUGUACAAAA
Molecule: messenger RNA, 3725 nt
Organism: Larimichthys crocea (large yellow croaker)
Lineage: Eukaryota; Metazoa; Chordata; Actinopteri; Sciaenidae
Gene: pip4p1a
Product: phosphatidylinositol-4,5-bisphosphate 4-phosphatase 1a
Exons: 7
Coding region: 207-1019 (270 amino acids)
Biological process (GO): phosphatidylinositol dephosphorylation
Cellular component (GO): plasma membrane; phagocytic vesicle membrane; late endosome membrane
Molecular function (GO): phosphatidylinositol-4,5-bisphosphate 4-phosphatase activity
Source: RefSeq, a predicted model, not a curated record